Molecule: messenger RNA, 1837 nt
Organism: Pelobates fuscus (common spadefoot toad)
Lineage: Eukaryota; Metazoa; Chordata; Amphibia; Anura; Pelobatidae
Gene: PSMD12
Product: proteasome 26S subunit, non-ATPase 12
Exons: 11
Coding region: 91-1458 (455 amino acids)
Cellular component (GO): cytoplasm; proteasome regulatory particle, lid subcomplex
Source: RefSeq, a predicted model, not a curated record
GUCCUCGCGGUUUAGGUGUCCGCGCUGAUCGCCUGCUCGCUGCUGCCGGUCCUGUCAGGCUGCUCUCUGUGUCUCUGCUCCGGUAACGCCAUGUCCGACGAUACCGAACGCUCCGAUGGCCGCAUUGUCAAGAUGGACGUGGACUACACCGCCACGGUGGACCAGCGGCUGCCCGAGUGCGAGAAGCUGGCAGCGGAAGGGCGACUACAGGAGGUGGUUGAAACACUGCUCUCUUUAGAAAAGCAGACCAGGACGGCUUCAGAUAUGGUUUCCACUUCUCGUAUCUUGGUGGCUAUUGUUAAAAUGUGCUAUGAGGCCAAGGACUGGGAUUUGCUUAAUGAAAACAUCAUCCUUCUUUCAAAGAGGAGGAGCCAACUCAAACAGGCGGUUGUGAAAAUGGUACAGAAAAGCUGUGAGUAUGUAGAGGAGAUCACAGACCUUACCACUAAACUGCGGUUGAUCGACACACUCCGAUCUGUUACAGAGGGAAAGAUAUACGUAGAGAUUGAACGCGCUCGAAUUACUAAAACCCUGGCUGGUAUGAAAGAGGAGAGCGGGGAUGUGACAGAGGCUUCAGCUAUUUUACAAGAACUUCAGGUGGAGACUUACGGUUCAAUGGAGAAAAAGGAGAAAGUGGAAUUUAUUUUGGAGCAGAUGCGACUCUGUAUUGCUGUUAAAGAUUACAUUCGAACCCAAAUCAUCAGCAAGAAAAUCAACACCAAGUUUUUCCAAGACGACAACACAGAGAACCUGAAACUGAAAUAUUACAAUUUAAUGAUACAACUGGACCAACACGAGGACUCCUAUUUAUCAAUCUGUAAACACUACCGGGCCAUUUACGACACCCCCUGUAUCCAGGCCGAGAGUGAAAAGUGGCAGCAGGCUUUGAAGAGCGUUGUGCUUUAUGUAAUCCUCUCACCGUACGACAAUGAACAGUCCGAUCUGGUCCAUAGAAUAAAUACUGACAAAAAAUUGGAAGACAUCCCAAAAUAUAAGGACCUGUUGAAGCUCUUCACUACUAUGGAACUGAUGCGCUGGAGUAACCUGGUAGAGGAUUAUGGGAAGGAACUCAGGGAAGGCUCUCUGGACAGCACAGCAACAGAUGUUUUUAGCUACACCGAAGAGGGAGAGAAACGAUGGAAAGACCUGAAAAACAGGGUGGUGGAACAUAAUAUUAGAAUUAUGGCUAAAUAUUACACCAGAAUCACCAUGAAAAGAAUGGCACAGUUGUUGGAUCUCUCCAUUGAUGAAUCUGAAGAAUUCCUCUCCACUCUGGUGGUGAAUAAGACUAUCUAUGCUAAAGUAGACAGACUGGCUGGGAUUAUCAACUUCCAGAGGCCCAAGGACCCCAACGACCUCCUCAAUGACUGGUCCCAAAAACUGAACUCCUUGAUGGCGUUGGUAAACAAGACCACCCAUCUCAUAGCCAAAGAGGAGAUGAUCCACAAUCUGCAAUGAGCCAUGCAGUGCCUUACUAACCAGCGGAUCGCUAGUGCUGGAUCAGUAUGUCCUUUUUUCUCCUGGGGGCUGCUUUCUGUAUUGUUGGCUCAUGUUACAGACACUCUGGCAGCAAAUGGGUAAAGAAUGGGUUGGACCAGUGCUCUUUAUUUUUUUUUUUAUGUUCUCUUUUACGUUUAAGAGCAAGAAAUUAAGGAAUGCUGAUUGUUAAACCUUAAUAAUAAAACACCUGUACACUUGCCUGUGUUACCGCCAUUAGUGUUCCGGUAGAAAGAUCUAGCUCUAUAUUGCUUUUGACUGUGUUUUUUAUUUUUAUGAGGGGGAAGAGGUCGUUUCUGAUGGUUUUUGUAAAACAUUAAAGUGUAUCAGGCAGUGGAAA